This is a messenger RNA of Ciona intestinalis (vase tunicate), 1429 nucleotides long. Its product is annotated as very-long-chain enoyl-CoA reductase-like. Gene Ontology annotation, molecular function: oxidoreductase activity, acting on the CH-CH group of donors. Gene Ontology annotation, biological process: very long-chain fatty acid biosynthetic process. Lineage: Eukaryota; Metazoa; Chordata; Ascidiacea; Phlebobranchia; Cionidae. The record is from RefSeq and is a predicted model, not a curated record.
AUCUUCACUAGUAAUAGUACUACUACCCACCUUUUUCUAUUCACUAAGCAUUGUUAUAUCUACCAGACAACCAUUGUCACUUACUUUCCAUUAGUGUUGUUACUACUUAACGUUGAAAUGGAAUUGCAAAUUCUGGACUCCAAGACAAAGAACAAAAUCUGUAUUUUGGAAAGAGUUCCUGCAAGCGCCAGUGUUGAAAUUGUAAAGGAAAUUUUUCAUAAAAAGUUUCCAAAACUUUAUCCAUCUCGUCAGUCCUUUCGUGUGGAACCACGUGGAAAAUCGCUGAAAGAUUCUGAGUUUUUGAGUAAAUGCAGCUUGGGAAAGGAUAACACUCUUUACUUCAAAGAUUUAGGUACACAGCUUGGGUGGUCCACUGUCUUUUAUUGUGAAUAUGCAGGUCCAUUGGUUAUCUACCUUCUGUUUUAUUUUCGCUUACCAUUCAUCUACGGCGAAAGCUUUGCAUUUACAAGUAGCAAGCAUCAAGUUGUUCACAUUGCAGCAGUCUGCCACUCAUUUCAUUAUCUCAAACGAGUUUUGGAAACAAAGUUUAUUCAUAGAUUUUCACAUGGCACCAUGCCGAUCAAGAAUCUGUUCAAGAACUGUUCAUACUAUUGGACAUUCGCUGCUUGGCCAGCUUACCUAAUAAACCAUCCACAAUACACCCCUGCCAUAUAUGGAGAUGUGCAGAUCUAUGUUGGUUUAGUUAUUUUCAUCCUCUGUGAAUUAGGAAACUAUUCUAUCCAUGUUGCUUUAAGAAAUCUGAGACCAGAAGGCUCAAAAGAAAGAAAAAUUCCUUUUCCUUCCACGAAUCCGUUUACAGGCAUGUUUAACUUUGUUUCUUGUCCCAACUACACAUAUGAAGUUGGAGCUUGGAUUGCAUUUGCAAUAAUGGUUCAAUGUGCAGUUAGUGUGUUGUUUGCCACUGUUGGUUUUGUACAAAUGGCGAUAUGGGCAUUGGGAAAACACAGGGCAUACAAACAAGAGUUUUCCAACUACCCACGUGGUCGCAAAGCAAUUGUCCCAUUUCUUUUGUAAUUCACCUUAAAACUUCAAAACAAACCUGUUUUAAUUUUUUCAGUGUUUUGUGAUUUGUGUUUAAUUGGAAUAUUAUUUUUUUCUGUUUAGGUUCAUAAAAUACUUUAAUUAUGUAUAACUUUACUUAAAGUCUAAUUUGUGCUCAAUAUUCAAUUUAUAGAAACUAUAGUGCUGGCAGUCUGUGUGUGGUUUGAUUCAAAUAAUGACUGAUAUAAACAUAGUUGAUGUUUAUUAAGCAAUGUUGGAUAUUUUAGCUGCAACAAUUAGGAGUGUUAUUAAAAAAAAUUGUAUAGCGUGUAUAUGUUUAAAGCGGUAUUUUAUUUAUUAAAAUUGAAAGUAGCAAAUUUGUUCGCAUGUAUGUAUUUACAAUUUAACCUAAUUUUGUGUGCUUAGA